ACAUUGGUCGCUGUUUUUUUUUUUCUUUUUUUGGUUAAGUUUUAUUGAAGUUGCUGUGGUAUUAUCAAGAUUACAAUUUCAAUGAAUGUUGGUGGAUGGGGCAAUGUAGUACUUGCAUAUAAGGCUCUAGGAGUUGUAUUCGGUGGGCUUGUAAUAUCUCCUUUACACGUGUAUCCAUCAAUGCCUUUGAAAUCUCCAAGUGAAGAGAAAUACUUGGGAAUCUUUAGCAUCAUGUUUUGGACUCUUACUCUCAUUGGGGUUGUGAAGUAUUGUUGCAUAGCUCUUAAAGCAGAUGAUCAAGGAGAAGGUGGAACAUUUGCAUUGUAUUCAUUGCUUUGUAAGAAUAUGAACAUUGGAAUCCUUUCUUCUAACUGUGCUAAUUCAAACUCAAUCUUGGCUGAAAACACCGAAAGGAAAAGUAGGCUUGUCAAAUUUUUUGAGAAAAGUAUAGUUGCCAGGAGAGGGUUGCUUUUUGUUGCUAUUUUAGGAAUGUGCAUGCAAAUUGGCGAUGGCAUCCUUACCCCUGCAAUCUCAGUUUUGUCAGCAAUGAAUGGGGUAAAGGAACGCUUUGAUUCUGUCAGUAAAUCUCUGGUGGAGGCCCUUUCUGCAGUAGUUCUUGUUAUUCUCUUCCUGCUACAGAAAUAUGGCACUUCUCGAGUGAGUUUUAUGUUUUCUCCCAUCGUGGCUGCAUGGACUUUGAGCGCUCCAAUUGUUGGGAUUUAUAGCAUUGUACAUCAUUACCCCAGUGUAUUCAAGGCACUCUCACUUCGUUACGUCUUUGAUUUCUUUUCCAAAAAUGGAAAAGAAGGGUGGCUGCUGCUUGGUGGUACCGUCCUCAGCAUCACUGGUUCUGAAGCAAUGUUUGCAGAUCUAGGUCAUUUUAACAAAAGUUCCAUUCAGAUGGCUUUCUUCUUUACAAUAUAUCCAUCUCUGGUUUUAACAUAUGCUGGGCAAACAGCAUAUUUGAUUAAGAACCCUGAUGAUUUCAAGGAUGGAAUUUACAAAUUUAUACCAAACGCUGUUUACUGGCCAAUCUUCAUCAUAGCCACACUGGCUGCAAUUGUUGCCAGCCAAUCCGUGAUAUCUGCAACUUUUUCUGUUAUAAAGCAAUCUGUUGUGCUGGAUUAUUUUCCUCGAGUGAAGGUGGUGCAUACGUCUCCCAACAAUGAAGGAGAAGUUUACUCUCCAGAAGUGAAUUACAUCCUUAUGAUUCUUUGUGUUGCUGUGAUACACAUAUUUGGGGAAGGAAAUAUUGCAAACGCUUUUGAACGCAAACCUCGAGCUGCAGAAUUGUCAGGAAAGCCGGCUUACCUUUCUAGAGCCGACUUUGUAGAGCCGACUUACACUUUCAGAGCCGGCUAUCCGAGUUUGCAGCACAUUCUGUUUUUCUCGAGAACCGGCUGCAAGACUUUGAGUCGGCUUUGAAACUUCGACUUUAAAUACAUCAAAUAUUCUUCA
Messenger RNA from Rubroshorea leprosula, 1458 nucleotides. The record is from the annotation of a GenBank genome assembly. Lineage: Eukaryota; Viridiplantae; Streptophyta; Magnoliopsida; Malvales; Dipterocarpaceae.